Messenger RNA from Punctularia strigosozonata HHB-11173 SS5, 2342 nucleotides. RefSeq lists its product as uncharacterized. Gene Ontology annotation, biological process: regulation of transcription by RNA polymerase II. The record is from RefSeq and is a predicted model, not a curated record. Gene Ontology annotation, molecular function: DNA-binding transcription factor activity, RNA polymerase II-specific; RNA polymerase II cis-regulatory region sequence-specific DNA binding. Lineage: Eukaryota; Fungi; Basidiomycota; Agaricomycetes; Corticiales; Punctulariaceae. The coding region runs from base 34 to 1746 and encodes 570 amino acids. The transcript has 7 exons.
CGCCUCCGCUGACGUCGAGCUUACAACAGCGUCAUGGUCGCCCGAAGUUCCAGCUCCUCCCCCGAGCCCGCUACGAAUAAUCGGGCGCAGACACAGCCUAAAGCGAAGCAGGACACCGACGCCGACGCCGACGCCGACGCCAAGGUCACCGUCACCGAGCCCACCCCCGACGCCUCCCUACCACCGCCUCCCGUCCCCGUCAAGGCCCAGCAAGGAAAGGCUCCGGCCAGGCCCCCGCCCCGACCGCUGGAACGUCGGUCCAACUUUGACCUCGAGCCCAAUCCCUUCGAGCAGUCCUUUUCCGUCUCGUCCAGGCACAGCGCCUCGUCGCUCCGCACCCAGUCGCAUCCGUCGUCCGAUCGCCAGCAAUCGCUGGGUCCAUCCACCCGCGACUCGACCUCGUCGCAGUCCACCAACGCGGCCCGCCCCAACUCGCCCUCGCAUCAGGCCGGUAAAGAUGGCAACACCGAGAAGCGGUCGACUUCGCCCAAGCCCAUGCUCCCGCCGUUGGCGUCCAUCAACAGCCCCGCGGAGUCGUACAACUGGUUCUCGGCCGCCUCCUUCGCCAACUCUUUGCGGUCGGGGCCCUUAUCGCCCGCCAUGCUCGCCGGUCCUCAGUCGGGCACGCAGCAGGACUCCACCACCCACGUCCCCUUCGACCCCGCUACGUUCCGCACCGGUCUCACUCCUCGUACAGGUUUAACACCCGGGACGGGUCUCACCCCCCUUCUCGGGGGUCCACUCAGUUUCCCACCACCUUCUCCGAACACGGCAGCCUUCUUGGGUCUCGUUCAAGGAGGAGGUCAAGCCAACGGCACGAACGCAGCGACCAUCACGCCCAACACCCUCAGCGCCAUCACCGGCGUUCUCGCCGCCAGCAGCGCCCAGAAUUCGAACAAUGCUCAGGCUCCGAGCCUCGCCAACCAGCUGUCCUAUCAACAGCAGGCGCAGAUGCAGCACGUACCCCUGUCUCAGGAAGGCUACGCCGGCCAAGGCGACUACGACGACCCCAACGGGCAGAACUACGCGCAGAUGACCAACGCGGCCAAUACGGCCGCGAACGGCCUUUUCUUGCUCAGCCAGGCUCAUCAAGAGUUGACCAAACGGGAAGAGGCGCAGCGGCACAUGAACGCUCAAAAUACUGCUGCUAACAACAAGCGGGGAACCAAGCGCAAGUCCUACGACGUCGCCCCAACCCCCAACGAGCAAGCUGUUCAUACUGCGACCAAGGGCAAACGCACACGCUCGAACACGACCUCUUCUCGCGGCAAACGCGGGGUUAGCACGGGUGCAUCCGACGAAGACGACGACGACGACGACGAUAUGGACGGCGCGGACCAGCAGUCGCUGUCGCCAAGUGGGACGGGCAAAAACGGACGACAGAAGAAGCCCGAGACGGAGGAGGAGAAGCGGAAGAACUUCCUGGAGCGCAACCGACAGGCGGCGCUCAAGUGUAGGCAACGCAAGAAGGCCUGGUUGGCCCAGUUGCAGGCCAAGGUCGAAUUCCUCACGAACGAGAACGAGCGGUUGACGAGCGCACUGGUGUCAUCACGAGAGGAGAUUGCGCGAUUAACGGCGCUUGUGAACGCUGGCCACCCCCACGCGGCCGCGACUUCGGCGAACACGGUGCCGGUCGUUCCGGUCGCGACGAGCAACGGGCCCCCGGUGAGCGUGAACGUGAGCAUGGCGCCGGCGAGCGCGAAGACCGCGACGGUGGGCGGAGGGAGCAGAGGUUACGGGUACUGAUCAUCGAUCAUGCGCCUUAUCCGACCGUUGGACCCCGUGCCCCGUGCUUGUUCGCGUAUACCCACCACCUCCUCCUCCCUCGUCCUGCAUUCAAUUCACGACACCGCGACGUCGCUGCACCCGGAGAUAUCCGUGCAUCGGUUUCGCGAAGAUCAUCCAUCAUUCACGAGCGCGCAAGACUGUUGUUGUUGUUGUUCUUGUAUCAAACUCGCCCACCUAGGUCCCUCACUCCCUGCCUGAGCCGCCGCCGCUGCUCACGAAGAAAGUACUUACAUCGCCUUUUAUCUAUCAUUAUGCUGCUGCGAUACACGACGCACUCUGGGUUAGCAUACAGCUUACCCUUUUCAUUUGUACAACGUCUUUACUCCUCGCCUAUCCCCUCUAUCACAACCUCACCGUCCACAGACUAUAUCUCCUAUCUCUUUGCCCCUCUGUCUCUUCGAGCAUGUCACGACUGUACACGAUCCCCCGUAUGUGUCUCUACUGCCCCCCAGUGCCGGUGUACACAUCCUUGUGUUGUUCGCCGUUUGUUGAUUUUUUUUCUUUUCUUUUUUUUUGAUACGUGCACAAACCAAUGUAACCCACGUAGUAGAAGC